This is a messenger RNA of Theileria parva strain Muguga, 267 nucleotides long. RefSeq lists its product as uncharacterized. Gene Ontology annotation, biological process: fatty acid metabolic process. Gene Ontology annotation, molecular function: fatty-acyl-CoA binding. NCBI's taxonomy places the organism in Eukaryota, Apicomplexa, Aconoidasida, Piroplasmida, Theileriidae. The transcript has a single exon. The record is from RefSeq and is a predicted model, not a curated record. Bases 1 to 267 code for a protein of 88 amino acids.
AUGUCAGACGAAUCCUUUGAUUUGGCUGUUAAGUACGUCACAGAUACAACGAGUAUGACGGCAACUGACGAACAGAAGCUACUGUUUUACAAAUACUUUAAACAGGCCACUGUUGGAGACUGUAAUACCUCAAAGCCCGGAAUGAUGGAUUUUAAAGGCAAGGCAAAGUGGGAAAGCUGGAAUUCCGCGAAGGGCAUGAGUAAGGAAGAUGCAAAGAAGGCUUAUGUCGAUUUAUUGGGACAACUACAACCAAAUUGGAAAUCUUAA